Messenger RNA from Aspergillus terreus NIH2624, 579 nucleotides. Its product is annotated as 60S ribosomal protein uL6. Gene Ontology annotation, cellular component: ribosome; cytosolic large ribosomal subunit. Gene Ontology annotation, biological process: cytoplasmic translation. Gene Ontology annotation, molecular function: structural constituent of ribosome; rRNA binding. The record is from RefSeq and is a predicted model, not a curated record. The transcript has 4 exons. Lineage: Eukaryota; Fungi; Ascomycota; Eurotiomycetes; Eurotiales; Aspergillaceae. The coding region runs from base 1 to 579 and encodes 192 amino acids.
AUGCGGUACAUUCACUCCGAGGAACGGCUGCCCAUCCCCGAGAAUGUGAAGGUUCACAUUCGCUCGCGGGUUGUGACCGUCGAGGGCCCCCGAGGCAAGCUGGUCAAGGACCUCUCCCACAUCGCCGUUACCUUCGGCCGCCCCGAGAAGGACGUGAUCUCCAUUGAGAUGCACCACGGUGUCCGCAAGGGUAUCGCCGCCCUGCGUACCGUCCGUACCAUCAUCAACAACCUGAUCAUCGGUGUCACCCGCGGCUUCAAGUACAAGAUGCGCUACGUGUACGCUCACUUUCCCAUCAACGUCAACAUCGAGAAGAACGCCGAGACCGGUCAGUACGAGGUCGAGAUCCGUAACUUCCUGGGUGAGAAGUACGUCCGUCGUGUGACUGCCCAGCCCGGUGUCGAGGUCAUCACCUCCCCCAACGUCAAGGAUGAGCUCCAGCUGUCUGGUAACUCCCUGGAGGGUGUCUCCCAGAGCGCUGCCGACAUCCAGCAGAUCUGCAGAGUCCGCAACAAGGAUAUCCGAAAGUUCCUGGACGGUCUGUACGUGUCGGAGCGUGGUAACAUCGUCGAAGAGUAA